GUGCUUCCCAUCUAGUUUGUAUCAGUCAAUGCUUCGUUUGUAUCAGUCAAUGCUUCGUUUGCAUCAGUGAACGUGAUCCUGUACAUAAAUGGUGACUCAAAUUGAAGCCAUUAGCUUCAAGGAAUGCAAGCAAUGAAAAUGGAAGUGCAGAUCAUUUCCAAAGAAAAUGUUAAACCAUCUUCUUCAACACCAACUCACCUAAGAACCUUCAAAUUUUCCCUUUUAGAUCAGCUCAUUCCUUCUUCAUAUGCUCCACUUGUCCUCUUCUAUCCCAUGAAUAAAAACAUCAGCAAUCUUGAUGUCCCCAGCAGAUUAAAUCUGCUCAAAGCAUCUCUAUCACAGACCUUAACUUGGUUUUACCCCUUGGCUGGAAAAAUCAAAGAUGAACUUUCCAUCGAUUGCAAUGAUGAAGGGGCUUAUUUUGUGGAAACCAGAGUGAGUUGUGGCCUCCAUGAAUUCCUUAACCAUCCUGAUCUCCUGUUAAUACAAAAACUCCUUCCACGUGAAUUCGUUGUCAAGGAAUUAGCCCCAGGAUCUUAUGUGACGAAUAUUCAAGCCAACGUCUUCAGUUGCGGUGGUGUUGCCAUUGGCAUAUGCAUUUCUCACAAGAUCUUGGAUGGUGCUGCACUAGGCACCUUUCUCAAGGGGUGGACUUCCGCUGCCAUGGGCUGCAAUGAACCAAUAUAUCCUAAUUUUAUUGCUGCUUCUCUUUUUCCUGCAAAUGACUUGUGGCUUAGAGACUCAUCAUCUACCGUGUGGGGUUCCUUGCUUAGACAGGGCAAUUGCAUCACUAGAAGAUUUGUGUUUGAUUCCUCAGCAAUAGCCAAGCUCAAAGCCCAAGCAACCAGCUCAGGAGUGAAAUGCCCCACCAGGGCUGAGGUGGUCUCAGCUUUCCUGUGGAAGUCUACCCUGGCUGCCUCCGCAGAACUGCAUGGAUUUCAGAGGCCUUCUUUACUAACCCAUCUUGUGAAUCUGCGUAAAAGAAUGGAACCAUCCUUGUCAGAGAAUUCCUUAGGAAACCUCCUGUGGAUGGCAGCUGCACGAUACACAGCAGGGUCCAAGCCAGAACUCAAUAACUUGGUAAGUGAAGUGAGGGAAGCAAUAUCAAGAAUUGAUGCUGAGUUUGUUAAGCAAAUUAAAGGAGAGGAAGGGAAUUCUGUGAUGUCCCAGUCCCUCAAGGCAAUAAGUGAAAUGGGGUCAGGAGAUGGAGUGGACUACUUUGGAUUUUCAAGCUGGUGUAACUUUGGUUAUUAUGGUACUGAUUUUGGGUGGGGAAAGCCUGUGUGGGUUAGCAGUAUUGGUUUGACAGGUUCAGUUUUUAUGAAUCUAAUCAUUUUGGCUGACACAAGGUUAGGUGAUGGAAUAGAAGCUUGGGUGACCCUAGACGAGCAAGACAUGGGUGUAUUGGAAGGCAACCCAGACCUCCUCAAAUUGGCAUUGCUGGACCCAAGUCCUUUGCUAAUUGAUGACUCAGUACAACACUGCCAUAUGUGAGAAGAUUAAUUAAGCCAAUCAGGUCUAUUCUGAUUGAUUUUCUCUCUUAUUUAAAUUAUAAAGUUGUUUAGCAGGCUAAUUGCUUGCGAAGAUGUUUACUUCAGUUAAUUAUAUGAUGAUUUGCUAAUUUAAUCAUAAAUCAAAA
Messenger RNA from Hevea brasiliensis (rubber tree), 1639 nucleotides. RefSeq names its product stemmadenine O-acetyltransferase. NCBI's taxonomy places the organism in Eukaryota, Viridiplantae, Streptophyta, Magnoliopsida, Malpighiales, Euphorbiaceae. The transcript has a single exon. The record is from RefSeq and is a predicted model, not a curated record. The coding region runs from base 124 to 1494 and encodes 456 amino acids.